Bactrocera oleae (olive fruit fly) is the source of this 6619-nucleotide messenger RNA. RefSeq names its product hulk (gene hlk). The record is from RefSeq and is a predicted model, not a curated record. Lineage: Eukaryota; Metazoa; Arthropoda; Insecta; Diptera; Tephritidae.
CUACGAAAUAUAUUUCAGUUGCGAGCGGACCUCUGCACGGAGUGGAACUAAAAAUUAAAAAAAAAAAUACUAGAAAUAAUCAGUCCGCGGAAAACGUUGAAUUCAAUUUUUUUUUCACAGAUGAAAAUUUUAAUUUUAAGUUAAUUUAAAGUAUAUAUAAAAAGCCAACUGCAAAAAGUUUACGUCGUGCGGAAAAUUCGUAACGAAAAAUUGCCAGCUGCAUUUUUCCUAAAGGAAACCAAAAGUAAUAAAAUAAAAUAAAAUUCAUUCGUUCAAGCUGAGUCGGAACGGAAACGGAGCGUAACGUUGCGAGGGGAUCUGUGGAUCGGGUUAGGAACGGAGUGAAAUACUUAGAGUGGAGUGUAUAGAGGUGUAGAUUAGAGCGUAACGUUACGUUACCAAAACAUAACGACGGGGUCGUAACCCAACGACCACCACACAUACGAUCGAAAAUUAGAAGUAUGACUUUUUCGCGGAAAAAAGUGCUGACGUUAUGCGUGUGCACGCUAUUGGCACUCAUUAGUUUUCCCGGAUAUGUAGACUGUGCUAACAAAAAAGGAUCACAGGCCACAGUAGCGCCACCACCGACGCCCAUCGAACCCGAGGCUGUAAUCGAAGAGGUCAAUGCCAAGCAAUUGGAGAAAUUAUUGACCGACAAGGAUUAUGUUGCUGUCUUCUGGUAUGCGCGAAGCUGUAUCACCUGUGACAAAGUAUUAGCAGAACUCGAAAAAAUCGACGAUGACACCGAUUCAUUUGGUGUCGACUUCGUAAAGAUUAACGACAAACGACUAGCAAAGCAAUACGGAAUAAAGAAUUUCCCAGCACUCACGUACUUCAGGGAAAAAGAACCAAUUAUAUAUGAUGGCGAUCUCAUGGACGAGGAGGGCGUACUUGAUUUCCUUACUUCUCUCGAGGCCAUGGACCUGCCCGAUCGCAUUGAAGAGGUUAAUUCAAAGAUACUAUUAAAGAUUAUCGAGGAUACUGAUUUUGUAGCUGUUCUAUUCUGUCCCGAUCAUGCUACGUGUCCGCCUAGGGUGAUGGAUAAGCCGCAAUGUCGCAAGUGUGCCAAAGCUUUGCAAGAACUGGAAAACAUCGAUGAUGAAGCAGAUCAAUUGGGCAUCGGUUUUGUCAAGAUACAUGAUGAGGCAUUGGCCGAGGAAUAUAAUUUGGGUAAUCUUCCAGUAUUGGUUUACUAUCGUCAUCAGACGCCGAUCAUAUAUGAAGGUGAAUUGUCUCGAGAAGAGGAUGUCUUAGAAUGGCUGGUGCAAAAUAAAUCUACCGGUGAUGAAGAUGACGUCAUAGAAGAUGUUACGGCUAAGACGCUGUCCACACUAAUCAGCAAUAUCGAUAAUCUGGUUGUAUUAUUCUAUGAUCAUGGUAAUGAUGAUUCAAUGACCGUAUUGGAAGAGCUAGAACAAAUUGACGACGACUGCGAUAAACACGGUAUUCAAUUUGUGAAAAUUGACGAUCCAAAAGCCGCAGCCGAAUAUGGAAUCGAUACGAUUCCGGCAAUAGUAUAUUUCGAAAAACAAAUUCCAAAUAUUUAUGACGGUGAUCUCAUGGCCGAGGAGCAAAUACUCCACUGGCUGGUGGGACAAUUAGAGCAUGACGAAAUCGAGGAUGUCACCGAUGAGAUGCUUGACAAAAUGGUGAAGGAAGGCCGUGUUAUGGCGGUGCUAUUUUAUGAUAACAAUGAUAAAAAAUCACAGAAAGUACUCGAAGAAUUGGAGAAUAUCGACGAUGAAUGUGAUGCAUUGGGUAUAACUUUUGUGAAAAUUGACAACCCUGAAGAAGCCAUCGAAUACGGCAUAAACAAAGUUCCUAAACUAAUUUACUUUGAAAAAGGCAUUCCAACCAUUUACGAAGGCAAUCUUGAGGAUGAGGAGAAAUUGCUGAAAUGGCUCGAGGAGCAAACCACCUCCGAUCAAAUUGAGGAUAUAACCGAUGAGAUGUUGGAUUUGAUAAUAGAAAAGAUGCCUUAUGUCGCUGUGCUCUACUAUGACAAGGACCAAAAGAAAUCGCAAAAGGUACUCGCCGAACUGGAGAAUAUCGACGAUGAGUGCGAUCAAAAUGAUAUCGCUUUCGUCAAAAUUGACGACGACAGCGAGGCGAAGGAAUGGGGUAUCGAUGAAAUACCGUCGAUUGUCUUCUUCGAACGUGGCAUACCACAUAUUUAUGAAGGUGAUUUGAUGAAAGAAGACGAACUCUUGGGUUGGCUCGUACAUCAAAAGCGCCACUCGGAGAUCCCCGAAGUCACCGACGAGAUGAAGGAUAAGUUGGUUGAAAAUACUGAACAUUUGGCCGUGAUUUUCUAUGACAAGGAUGAUAAACAAGAUAUUCGCGUCCUCAACGAACUGGAGAAUAUUGACGAUGAACUUGAAAAGGAGGGCAUUGUGAUCGUACGCAUUGACAAUGCCGCCGAGGCUAAGGAAUACGGAUUAGACCAUUUGCCUGCGCUCAUUUAUUUUGAGAACAAAAUACCAGCCCUAUACGAGGGCGAUCUAAUGAACGAGGACGAAGUAUUGGAAUGGCUGAUUUUGCAAAAGCGUACCGCCACCAUUGAGGAGGUCACCGAUGAAAUACUGGUCGACUUGAUCAACGACCACGAGUAUGUAGUGGUAUUCUUCACCGGUCCCUGUGAGCCGGGUGAAAAAUGCGAUAAGACAUUGAAUGCAUUGGAGAGCAUUGACGAUGAACUGGAUGAAGCGGGCAUCAUCUUUGUCACCACCGAAGACACCAAUAUCGCCAAGAAGCACAACAUAAAGAGUUAUCCACAACUGGUAUUCUUCAGAAAUCGUGAUCCAUUACUUUUUACAGGCGAUUUAGAUGAUGAAGACGAGGUGUUGUCAUGGAUCACAGAUGAAGACACUCUUGAGAUUCCGGGUAAAAUUGAGGAAGUGAACACUAAAAUGUUGGAUAAGAUACUGUCGGAGAAUGAUCACGUGGUGGUAUUCUUUUACCGUGAGGGUGAUAAGCGCUCACAAAAGAUUUUGAAUGAAUUGGAGAAUAUCGAUGAUGAAUGUGAAGAAAAGGAUAUUGACUUUAUCAAAACUUCUGAUCCUGAUGUUGAUAAGGAAUACGAUUUGGCUAGCUUGCCGGCAUUAGCAUUUUACAGACACAAGUUCCGGACGAUAUAUGAUGGUGAUCUCAUGAAGGAGGAAGAAAUUCUGGAUUGGGUUAUCGACCUCCAUGAGUCCACAGCUGACGUUAUCGAAUCUGUUGAUCGCAAAACUUUGCAAGUUUUGAUUAACGACGUAGAACACUUGGCUGUCUUUUUCUAUGAUGACAAAUGCGAAACAUGUCCACAAAUCUUGGAGGAAUUAGAGACCAUUGAUGAUGAUACCGACAAACACGGCAUACAAUUUGUCAAAUCAAAUGACGUGAAGUUGGCGCAUGAAAUCGGAAUUUUUGCAUUCCCCGCUUUGGUUUAUUAUGAAACAGGCGUUCCAAUCAUGUAUGACGGCAAUAUCGAAGAUCCCCAAGUCGUCUUCAAAUGGAUUUUGGAACAAAAGGCCGAUGAAAGUAUCGAGCUGAUAGAUCGUGACACUCUAAAUCAAUAUAUUAACACCAAAGAUUUUCUGGCCGUCGUCUUUUAUAAAGAGGACGAUCCCGAUGCGCCGCGCGUUCUUCGCCACAUCGAACUGAUUGAUGAUGAGGCGCUAGAGUACGGUAUCUACAUUGUCAAAAUGAACGACAAGCUAAUGGCGAAGAAAUACGGCUACCGCAAUCCCCCUGGGAUAACAUAUUUCCGCAAAGGCAAAUACAUCAACUAUGACGGCGAUAUCGACGAUGAGGAGGAGGUUUUGGAUUGGCUCACCAGCCCCGCCAACAUGGAAAUGACCGAUCACAUUGAGAAGGUCAACCGCAAAAUGUUUGAGAAAAUACGAAAAUCAUCCGAUUACUUGGCCGUGAUCUUCUAUAGUGACGAAUGCAAGCAAUGUCCGCGAGUUCUCGCUGAGGUGGAGCAUAUUGAUGACGAAGCCGACAAGGCGGGCAUCGAUUUCGUGAAGAUCGACGACAAACAAAUGGCAAAAGAGUUUGGCGUUUUCGCGCUACCUGCAAUUGUAUUCUUUAAGCCAUCAUCGAAGGAACCAGUUAUCUACGCCGGUGAUCUUUAUGAAGAAGAACAAAUUCUUGCUUGGUUACUGACGCAAAAGGAUCCAAGCGGGGAUGUUAUCGAAGAUCUUGAAGGCGAGAAACUGGUUCAACUGAUCGAGGAAUCUGGUGCGAUUGCGGUGUAUUUUUGGAACAAAACACAAUGUGACAUUUGUACUUCAAAGGCAGCACGUAAGGCGAGACUGAAGAAGGAACGCGAGGCGCAACAGCAAGAGGGCGGUGCGGGAGCAGCAGCAUCUUUCGGCGGUGAGAGUGAAGCAGCUGCAGCCGAAGCUGAAGCGGGGACCGAACCGAGUGUGGCCAAGACAGCGACUCCAUCCUCCGCUGCUGGCAGCAGCAAACACGACGAUGAUGCCGACGGUUGUGAGCAGUGCACUAAAGUACUGGAAGAAUUGGAGAACAUUGACGACGACUGUGAUAAGCACGGUAUAACAUUUGUUAAGACUCGAGAUUUCUCUGUUGCUGAUGGCUAUGGUGUACACGAGUAUCCAGCCUUGGUGUACUUCGAGGGAGGUAUUCCAAAUGUCUUUGAAGGUGAAUUGAACGAAGAGGAAGAGGUCUUACAAUGGCUUAUCACGCAAAAGACUGAAGAUCGCAUCGAGUUAAUCACCCGCCAGAUGCUGGAAACUAUGGUUGAAGAAACACAAUAUUUAGCCGUUUAUUUCUUACCCACUGAGCGCAAUGGAAAACCACCCGCUUAUUGCCGCAGUUUUUGUUCGCCUGCCUUUUUAAACGGAAGCAUGAACAGCACCUCGAAACACGCAUCCAAACAAUUUAUAAAGAAUUAUAUUUCACGCAAAAGAAAACGUAUCGAAAAUCAAGACAAAAUCAACUGUAAUAUUUGCGAUCAAAUUUUGGAAGGCCUUGAACUGAUCGACGACGAAUGUGAUGUCUUUGGUAUCCAUAUGGUCAAAAUACAGGAUCCGCAACUGGCAAAACGUUAUUCGAUAAAGACAUUCCCAGCGCUUGUGUACUUCCGAAACGGCAAUCCUCUGCUUUUUGAAGGCGAUCUACAAAACGAACAAUCGGUUUUGGAAUGGCUAAUUGAUGAUGACAACCGUGAAUUGGCAGAUGAAAUUGAAGAAGUAAACGAACGUAUGCUGGAUCGCUUAAUGGCUGAUUCUACGUUAUUAGUGGUGUUCUUUUAUGAAGAGGAUUGUGCUGAGUGUGAGGAAAUUCUCGAGGAACUAGAAGAGAUUGACGGUGAAGCUGACAUGUUUGGCAUUGACUUUGUAAAGAUUGCAAGCAUCGAAGCGGCAAAGAAAUACGAUGUCGUGAAUAUUCCCUCACUGGUCUACUUUAGAAAACAAGUUCCUGUAUUAUACGACGGUGAUUUACACCAACACGACAAAAUUAUUACCUGGUUAACCUCACAAGAUGUUUUCGAAAUAAAAAAUGAAAUUGAGGAAGUAAAUCGUAAAAUGUUAGACAAACUACUUGAGGAGAACGAAUUUAUAACGGUUUUCUUUUAUGAACAUAAUCAGCAAGACAGUAUCGCCGCACUGGAAAAACUGGAAAACAUCGAUAGCGAAACGGAUAACUUGGACAUUACAUUCGUUAAGAUGGCCGAUUCGCGUUAUGCCAAGAAAUGGGGUGUUACAAAGCUGCCAGCUAUGGUAUAUUUCCGGCGAAGGUUCCCCAGCAUUUAUAGAGGUGAUCUUCUUUCCGAAGAUGAGGUUCUGGAAUGGUUACGCAAAAAUCGCUUCCGUCAACCAGAACUCAAUAUAUUCAUGUAUGCGCUAAUCGCAUUGGCUGUUGGUUUCUUAUUAUACACUGCCUUCCUGUUGCAAUGCUUCAAGCCAGCGCCACCGCCACCGCCCCAACACCCAAAACAGUCGUGAUAAAUUAAAAACCAAAAACAAUAAAUAUUUACCAUUAAUUAAAGCGUAAAGAGUAACAAACAAUACACUGGAACAAAAAUCAAUAAAUUGAAGAAAACAUUUCAAACACACAUUUCAAUAAAUACAUCGACAAAAGAAUUAAAGAUUUUUCGAAUUAUCAUCCAAUUCUAUCGUCUAAAUUAGACGUAAGGAAAAUUACUACAACGAAUUUUUAGCAAGCAUAGAUCCGAAAGCGAAUUCAAAUAAACAUUUACAAAUAGAGAGAGAGACAUAAAAAGGAUCGAUUGAAGUACAUUUUGAGAAUACUAUCAGAUAUACAACAGAAUUAAUUCUUAGCGAAAAAUUAAAAAUUAAAGCCACAAAUAUAUAAAAGCUAGACCGCCACAACUAAAACCUAAACGUAAUAUAAAAUUUAUUGGUUUAAAGGCAAUUGAGAAACUUAAUUGAUUCGUUGCCGGAAUAUUGACUAAAAUGAAUUAGAAUUUAUUAAAUAAACUUUUGCGAAUUAUUUAUUACAGUACGUAUAUACAUGUAUGUAUGUGUGCAGAUAUACACGUGUACAUAACAUUAUACGUUUAAGCCGUUUGUAUUCGCAUAUAUAUAUAUAUAUAAAUUUUUUGCUACAAAAUGGAUAAAAUAAACUAUUUUUUGGAUGAUAAGAA